Messenger RNA from Clupea harengus (Atlantic herring), 6598 nucleotides. It is a transcript of the gene fndc1, whose product is annotated as fibronectin type III domain containing 1. Gene Ontology annotation, molecular function: protein binding. The transcript is spliced from 23 exons. Lineage: Eukaryota; Metazoa; Chordata; Actinopteri; Clupeiformes; Clupeidae. The record is from RefSeq and is a predicted model, not a curated record. Bases 281 to 5728 code for a protein of 1815 amino acids.
UUCAGUUACCAUAACAACCUGAAUCAAACAACAUUCUCGAAAACAACUCACAAGAAAACAACAAACGACACCAUUCUCGCUAUUGACUCCACAAACAGGUGCAGCACUUGCUAUUAGGGUUAGUCGGUCGCACGAGCCCUGUCCCGCGCUCUCCCGGAAGAGGGAGACAGAGCGUCGGGGAAUCAGGCGCGAUACGCCUGUGUCUGCAGCCGCACGAGCAUCCCAUCCCUCUCUCUCCAUCCAUGUAGAGGCGCGUGGCAGGUCCCGAGCAGAAUUCGCGAUGUCUCCCGCGGCAGCACGGAGUCUUCUCGCGCUCUACGUCGUACUUAGUGCCGUAUGUCCUCUAUUACCAGCCAGCAAGCCCCUGCAGCCCCGUAACGUAAAGUUGACCAAGGUGGACAAGGGCCUGCAGGUCACAUGGGACCCUCCCAACCAAUUAGACGGCAGGCCAGUGGAGCGCUACAACAUCGGCUACGGCAAGUCCAUGAGGACACUGCGCUUCAUCACCGUGGACAAGGACCAGCGCUCUGAGAUCCUGGAGGACGUGGAGCCUGGAGUUCUGCACUUUCUCAAGAUGAGUGCAGAGAACGAGGAUGGGCUCAGCAAGCCAGUCUACAGGGCAGAGAUUCCAGGAGGCCCUGAGUUUGUCAAACUGGAUGGGUUUGCCGUAGAGAGCACGACUCCUAGGAACUCCUCCACAGGGAGGUUUGGGGGCCCACGCUCAUCCCCCCAGAGGUCUCAGAAGCCCCUCAGGGCCCCCCAGUCAUCGUCGGGGCCACGGCAGCCGGUCCGCGCUCAAGAGCAGCCGUCUUCCCAGGCGGUGACCAGCCACAGGGUGGACAUCUCACAGCCACAGGCCGACCAGCGCAACCAGCACAAGCCCAAACUCGCGUCUGAGUCCGUCUAUGUGGUAUCACUGCAGGCACAGAGAGCUUUGGGGAGAAGCGCACCCGUCAAUAAGGCCGUUGUGCACAAAAAACACACACCAGAGCCGGUGGAGGUGGACGAAGCAGAGGACAUCACGGUCAGGGUCAUGUCCCCACAGUCUGUCCUCAUCACCUGGGUGGACCCGCUCAUCGAGAAGAAGAAGAAAACUGUCCCCGAGGGAUCAAGGCAGUACACAGUGAGGUACCGAGAGAAAGGCGAGUCUGCCCGCUGGGAGUAUAAGGACUCGAGCCAGAGGCGUCUGAUGGUGGAGACCCUGUCUGCAGACGGCAUGUACGAGUUCUCUGUGCGCAUCUCAGAGCAGGACAGACACGGAAAGUGGAGCACAUCGGUCUUUCAGAGGACACCAGAGUCAGCUCCCUCCGGACCUCCAGAGAACUUCCAGGUGAAGCCACUGAGGGGGAAGGGGACCGCCGUCACGGCAACCUGGGACCCUCCAGAGGAGCCCAAUGGAAGGCUACGAGAGUACAUCAUGUCCUACGCCCCCGCGCUGAAGCCCUUCGGAGCCAAGUCCAUCUCGUACCGCAGCAGCACCACCUCCACUACCGUGGACGGCCUGCAGCCCGGCGAGCGCUACAUCUUCAAGAUCCGCGCCGUCAACCGCAGGGGCCAGGGGCCACAGACUAAAGCCUUCAGCGUGGUUAUGCCAACCAGUACUUCUGCCUCAUCACCCAGUCAUCACCUCAGGACCACAGACAGACACAAGCCCAGCAGAGGGGAGUCACGGACGUCAGAGGACGACUACAACGACACCGACACCGACCUGCAGGAGCCGACAACGGUGACCGCCGAGCCUCGGCGAGAGUCGACAACCGCCGCCCCCGCCAGUCGACGCACGCGGCCGCUCUCUGAGACCAGAUCCUACCACAGCGUCUUCUCCGCCAGGGGCUCGUCGCGGGGCGCAGGCGCAAGCCGAUCCAGAGGCCGGGAGAGAGAGAAAGAGAAGAAGGAGGAGGAGGAGGAAAAACCUAUCGACCCUCCGAAGGAGGAAGAGGAGGCGACGAAACAGACGGAGGAGGAGAAGAGGAAACAGACGGAGGAGGAGAAGAGGAAACACACAGACACUGACGCACAUGGCCACAAAACGGCCUCUAAAGCAGACGAGCACCAUGACUACAGCAAAGCGUCGUUGGGGUCAUCCAGUAAGGUGUCCGUGGGGUCAUCUGCUGACAGGCCCACGCCUCCCUCAGAGACUCCAGCUAAAGAACCUGAGCGCGGUCGCUCCUCCCCCUCCCACCCUCACUCCUCCACACACCAGACUUCUGGCGCCGGCCAGCCCAGGAGGCCGCUCACACGCAACCCUGUGGUCAGGUCCAGGGUCCGCAACGGGGGCUCCUCCUCUCCAUCGUCGUCGUCACGGUCAUCUCCGUCUGCCCCAAAGGAGUCUGGGGUCGCAGUGAGGGACAGCAGCAGGGGUGGACAGCAAGACAGGAAGGGCACACCCACCAGCGAUACAGAGAUUAGACCAGAGGCGGACACAUCAUCAUCGUCAUCAUCUUCAUCAUCACCGUCAUCAUCGUCGUCGUCACCAUCAUCAUCACCAUCAUCAUCACCAUCAUCAUCAUCUCCUCCUCUCUCCUCUGACUCCUCCCCCUCUUCUCCUGAUUCAUCUUCUGGUUCUUCAUCAUCAUCUACCUCUUCUUCAGCAUCAGGGUCAGGUCAGUCCGGGAACAGUAGGACCUCCUCCUCCUCUACCACGGGUCGCUUCACCGGCUCUGGUUCUGUAAUGAUUAACGGUAGAAAGGUCACCCUGCCCUCCAGAUGGAAUCGGCUCAUGACAGGCCAGCGCAAACCGGGCUCAGGGUUCACAUCCACCUCCACUGGGUCUGGGUCCACAUCGCAGACACAGAACCAGAAUCAGAACAAAGAGAGUGCCCCCCCCUCUCCGAGCAUCCAGGAUACAAUAGGUCCCCAGGAGAGCAACAGGGAAAGUCAGCCAAGUACACGGAGGCAGACGACCAAGGACGAGGAGCCAACGACCAGUUAUGAAACCAGCAGCUCGCAUUCCUCUGUGGCGAAGAAAGAUGGCGCUGACGAAACAAAGAGAGCUGAGGAGGAGGGUAAGCAGGGGAGCAGUCCUCACUCCUCCUCACGCCAGUCUCCGUCGCUUACCCCCUCCCACUCCGGGCGGGGCGCAUCUUCGGCAUUGCCGAGUCAGAAUGCCAGACCGGGAGUCGUGCAGCGUUUCCCGCCCAGGCAGGAUGGCAGGAUUCCAUGGAGCAGAACAAGCUCCUCAUCCGUGGGGAACCGGAGGCCAGUUCUAAGAGCAAACACCCCUCGUUUAGAUGUUUCCGAGACCCCGGAGAGGGGUGAUAAAACUAGAACAGCCUCUUCGUCAUACCCCUCAAAGCACAAAUUGGACGAUACCUCCCCCAAACCUUCGGUGCUUAACAGGGACAGAGUUUCCACAGGCUCUCGCCCACAUUCUAGCACAAGGACAGACUCACACACUCCCAAACAGAGCUCACAGAUUGAUAAUGACCAUGAAGACGACUACGAUUAUGAGGACUAUGAUAAGUAUGACAAGGUGGCUGAGCCGACAGCAGCAUUCAAAACAACUACCUCAUCUACAACUACUACUACUACUACUACAGCUAGUACAACUAGGACUACUACUACCGCUCCGACCACUACUACUGCUAGCACUGCUAGUCCAGUACAGAGGUCUGGAGAUUACAGUGAACGACGAGGACAGAUUCCUGGAAGAACCGGUUCUCAGUCCGUUCCCCCUUAUGGCCGUCGGCCCCUUCAGGGUUCUAACGGGAGAACACGUUCCCCUGUCAUAGCGUCGAACCGGCAAGGCGGGUCUCGGUUCCUCGGCAGGCUGUCACCAGUGCAGCAUACAAAACUAGGAUCUAAGCCUGACUCUUCGUCACCACACUUAUCCUCCUCUUCCUCAUCUUCCUCUUCCUCCUCUCAGUCUUCCCGUGGCCUUCCUAAGCCAUCGCAGGUGUCAGAGCAGGACGUGUCCAACAGCAGGAUUCCCUCCUCUGGUUCCGUCUCGCGUUCCUCGGGCAGGCAGAUUCCUGGGGAGAACCCCCCCAUCAUCUCCUCCGGUUCCCAGCCUUCCUCCCCUGUGGAACGUAGCGCAGUGGUGGGUUCCAGGUUAAGGAACCCGAGCCGCUUCGACAGCAUUCUCAGAGGAAAGACUCCAGUCAACGGCUUCAAGCCCAGUUAUGGACAAGCUGGGAAAAAUGGACGACCAAAUCUAACAACGUCUAAUGGGAAAGUCACCUCACCCUCCUCCUCAGAGAGCAAAGUAAAUGGACGCAAAUACAUCACGGGACCUGACGGAACUAAAUGGGUUGUUGACUUAGACAAGGGUGUCCUGAUGAACCAGGAAGGGAAGGUGCUGCAGGACUCCCAGGGUCAGCCGCACAGGGUUGUGCUCGGAGAGGACGGACGGACAGUGUUUGACUUGCAGGGUACCCCUCUGGUGAACCAGGAUGGCAUGGCCCUCUUUGGACAUGGGAGGGACUCUCGGCCAGUGGUCAACCCCAAGGAGAAGAUCCUCACAGUGGGAGGGAAGCCCGUCGUGGGUUUGGAUAGGCCACGAGCCAGAACCACCACAACCACAACCACCACCACCACUACCACCACUGAAGCCACCACCACCACACCGGAACCAACCACAGUCUCCACGACAACAGAAAUGACAACAGAGGAGUCCAUGACGACAGAGGUCAACCCUACCUGUCCUUCCGGAACUUUCUUUGCCAUGGAUGACCACGGGCAGCCCAUGCUUAAUGAUUACGGAGUGCUGGACUGCUACCCUGAAGAUGAGUUUGUGAUGGAGUCCACCGUGCUGCCCACCACCCAGAACCCCCCAACCACCAGCACCCUUCCAGACCCCUCCCCACACACACGGCCCUUCAACUCCAACCCCGUCUCGGAGAUUGAUCUGGCCGGCAAGAAACGUUUCACAGCGCCGUACGUGAACUACAUCCAAAAGGACCCCGGCUCCCCCUGCUCCCUGACCGAGGCCCUGGAGUACAUGCAGGUGGACGUGCUGGAGGGCCUCUUCAAGAAGGACAGCCCCUUGGCCAAUCAGAACCUGCCCCCCAAGAACAAGCCCCUUAACCUCACUGUCGUCGCCAUGGAGGGCUGUCACUCAUUCGUCAUCCUGGACUGGGACCGCCCCCUUCCGGACGACUCUGUCUCAGGUUACUUGGUCCACAGCGCAUCUUACGACGACGUCCUGAACAACAGGUGGUCAACCAGCCCCUCCGCAGGGACCCAUCUGCCCGUGGAGAACCUCAAACCCAACUCCAGGUACUACUUCAAGAUUCAGGCCAAAAAUGUGUUUGGACUGGGGCCGGUCAGUGAUACUCUGGUCUACGUCACCGAGUCGGAUGAUCCUCUGCUUAUUGAAAGACCCCCAGGUGGUGAGCCAAUCUGGGUCUCUUACAAGUUCCGGUAUAACCCCGCCCACAGCACCUGCAAAGGAAGCCAGUAUGUGAAGCGCACCUGGUACAAGAAGUUUGUGGGCGUGGUCUUAUGCAACUCACUGCGCUACAAGAUCUUUAUGGCAGACGGACUCAAAGACACAUUCUACAGCGUGGCCGACUCCUUUGGCUAUGGGGAGGACCACUGCCAGUUUGUUGACUCCUACCUGGAUGGCCGGACAGGUCCACACAGCCUGUCUACGUACCUGCCAACAGCACAAGGUUACUUCCGUUCAUACAGACAGGAGCCGGUGAACUUUGGCCGCAUUGGUAGGCAAACGCCUCACAACUUCGUCGGCUGGUACGAGUGUGGCGUCCCCAUCCCGGGCAAGUGGUAAAGGAGGGGUCACCACGGGGUCGUCACCACUGGCAACCACCCUCUUGCUGCAUUGCAGAGAGACAUGAACUCUUGCUCACCAUGGCAACCAUAAACAAACAUAUUACUGCUUGUGACAGAGAGAACAUAAUACUUUAAAGUAACACUAAUAUUCCUGCGUAUCCUGUAUCAUGCACUUGAGUUUAGCAGUCUGUAUAUAAGGAAAUGAGAAGCAUGUUAGUCAGCUUGUUACUGCGCUCUUCAGGAGUCCAGGGGUACAUGAGAGAGAAGGACAGUGAUUCCCUAUGGCUUCUGACACCUGACACAAGGGGUCAUUUAUUUGACCAAACACAACUCAUUCACUCUAACUGAAGGGAAGAUCAAAGCACAAACGACGCCUCUGGCAAACGGAAGUCUCGCUCCAAACCAAAGUUUAAAACACGACGAAAGAAAGAACAGCUUGAUGUUUUUCUGUUUUCCUGUUUGGAUGGUAGGAUGGUGUAUUUUAUUUGAUUUUGUUGUUUUGAUUUUGUUCAGAUGUUUUUGCUAACUGGCCAUUUUUAUAUUAUGUGAUGUUUGUAUCAGUGUAUUGAAAGUUGAUGUGGCAGUAUUGGCCAUUUGAGGGCUAAUGGAAACUGACUCAUGAGGUGCUCAGGAAUGGAUCUAACUGAAUAAAGGUGCUAAACAACUAACUGUCACUCCAUCGCAUCCCCGUCCAAUCACACAGAGACUAAUUCAAAUCUCACGUCUGGACGUUACUUACUCAGCCUUCACAGAACUGUAAAUAAGUUUCCUGGUUUAUCAGGCCUGCACACUUCUCAUUUGUUUGUUAAUGAAUUAAAGUGUUUAUUUUUAUUUGGGCUUGGAUUUGGCUUCGCUGUAUCUGCUUCAC